Molecule: messenger RNA, 2039 nt
Organism: Chara braunii
Lineage: Eukaryota; Viridiplantae; Streptophyta; Charophyceae; Charales; Characeae
Source: the annotation of a GenBank genome assembly
AGGGUUCAUCAACAAAGGCAGUGGAGCAUUUUUUGUAAAUGCAGAAACGGUGUCCUUUUCGAACGGGGCAGAUUGUGGAUGAGCUUGUUACUCAGGGCGGCAAGGUCAACCCCAAAGACAAGAACACCCGAUACUUGCUGCAAAACUUCAGAGGACUCGCCAGGGGCGCAGAGGGGGGCGAUGAAGCUCUUGAGGAUGCAUCAGAUGCAGACGAUCCAUCAUCUUGGCCAGUGCCUCCGCCUGUUCGAGGGCGGUCUGUUCCACAAUUUGCUGCAACGAUUGCAACAACAGAGGACAAAGCUGCAAUGAAGGGUGAUGAUGGCACCGGUGGAGGGGCGGCCCGUGUUGUGCUGGCAAAGACGCAGACCACAAUAAGAAAGUGGAUUGACGAUGACGCACAAAAAACGUUGGACAUUGCGCGGGUGGAAGCAAUGUUCAGGGCUGGAAUUGCUUUCAACUUCUUGAACUUCGACACCACACAGGUUCUUCAUGACGCUUACUUGGAGGUUGCCAACGCAAAGCCGAAGGUGAAGUUGCCUACCUACAAGCAUACGUGGACUGUCAUGUUGAACUUCAUCUUCCUGAAGGUUCAAAAGUCAAUCAACCCCUUCACUGCUUGUUGGGACAAAACCGGCUGCACAUUCAUCAGAGACGGAUCGACAGAUCGUAAGAACCGGCCGGUCAUGAAUUUCCUAGCAGCGGGGGAGAAAAGAGCAGUUCUGGUGACCACAAUUUACAUGACUGGGAGGAAGAAAAAUGCAGCAGCAUUGACGAAGUUAUGGGAGCAAGUGAUGAGGGAGAUCAGAUUCAAACGGAUCAACGCGAUCUGCACAGACAACGCUGAGGUUACCAAGAAGGCGGCGCAAAUCUUGGAGAGGCGGACCGACAGAGACGUUGCAAGGAUACCGUGGGAGAAGCUGCAGGAAAAAACCGACCUUGUCUACCACACUGUGAGGUCAGAGAGUUGGUGGGCCAUAAUGAGGAAAAUUGUGGUAAUUGCAGAGCCGGUGUACAGCCUCCUGAAGAGGAUGGACAAGGAAGGAGUUUCUCCCACCAACCUCAUGGAGUUCGACGAUCUCAUUGCGAGGGAAUUAACAAACGUCGUACUCACAAAGAAGGAGAGGGAGGAUGUGAUGGACAAGGUCAAGGACCGCAUGCAAAUGAUGCGGCAGCCCGUUCAUGCAGCUGCGUUUUUGUUGGAUCCACGGAGGAGAGACCCAGGUUGGCUCAACGAUCCGGACAACGCCCUCGUGCAAAACGCAAUGCGCUUCUUCUGCAGGCAGAGCAGAGCGGAGUGGGAUUCGAAGCCACACAUGGACAUGCGGGAUCAUCUGUACGAGCUUUUGAGAGAGUCUGGGGAAGGGGAAGUCAGGACAGAUGAACACAUGUGGACACCAGUUGUCAUCAAGCAAGCAACGCGACGUACGCCUGCGGACUGGUGGACCUUGUACGGUGGGGAUGUUCCACAGUUGCAGCAGAUCGCCAUCAACGUGUUGGGAAUGUGGAGCACGGCGACACCCGCGGAGCGGAACUGGGCAUCGAUGGACUUUGUCCAUUCGAAGCGCAGAAACAGUCUCUCGCCAGACUCCUUGGAGAAGUUGGUUUACAUUCACUGGAACAUGCAGUUGCUACGUGUUCCAAAUAGCAAGGACAAUGGCUACGUCGAUGUGUGGGGAUCCUUCUUCGAGCCGUUGAUGGAGCCGACAGCGAAAGAUGUAGCUGUUGAGGACGCCACGAAGGAUAAGACAACGGACAAUAUUGAAGAGGAAAAGAGGCAAAAGAGACUGAAGAAGACUCCGAAAGACCGGAUUCCGAAGAGCCUGCUGGAUGACGACUCAAGUGGGAGCAACGAAUUUGAGGAUCUCGUGUGGAAGGGGAAGUGUUGGAACGAGUCGACUUCCGAGGAGAGUGAUGGUGAGGAUGACAUUGGGGAGGACUCAGAUUUCGAGUUGGUGGGCAAGCCGGCGGUGCUAGCCUACAUACGUCGGUGGGAGGCUUAGGACGCGAGAGAAGGAGGCAGAGGUGCUGCCUUCCAAAGC